This is a messenger RNA of Cercopithifilaria johnstoni, 1149 nucleotides long. The record is from the annotation of a GenBank genome assembly. Lineage: Eukaryota; Metazoa; Nematoda; Chromadorea; Rhabditida; Onchocercidae.
AUGGGUAAAGGGUUUCAGAAUUUUAUGAGCAAAAAGGAUUUUCAUCCGAGUGCUUGGUGGAAUAUCAGGAAGGUAUGGGAAGCACGUCAAAAAGAUGAAAUGGAGAAAAAACGUCAGGAAGAUUUGCGUGUUGCAUACGAACGUGAGCAAGAUAUACUCAACAAUAAAGCUCUUCUGGGAGACGAAAAGGCGCGUAUGGGUCUUUCGUUUAUGUAUGAUGCACCUCCUGGAAUCAACAGAAAAGAAGAGGACAAACCGGAACCAAAAUUUGAAUGGCAAAGAAAGUAUAAUGCACCGAGAGAAGACUGGGCCAAGAAUAAUGAUGCCAUAACUGAUCAACCUUUCGGCAUACAAGUGCGUAAUGUUCGGUGCGUGAAAUGUCACACUUGGGGGCAUUUGAAUACAGAUCGUGAGUGCCCGCUAUACAACAUGAGUGGAAAUUUCGAAGAUCCUGGAUAUGCAAACAACCCAUCUGAUUUGUUCAAACAACUGCAGAAAGACCGUAUAGAGGGAAAGGUGUCCGAAAAAACAAGACCGAAAGAAACAUUCAAAAGUCGAUCAUCAAAGCAUACGGCUACUACCGUAGAUGAUGAAGAGAAUGGGGAACAGUGGGAAGAGUUAACUUAUGAUCAACUAGCAGAAAAUAUGAAAGAAGAGCAUGGGUUGACCUUAAAAAACAAUGUAUUCCAAAACAUGCGUGCUGAGGAAAGCAUUAUGAAUAUGAGUUCAACCUCAGAGCAGGAAAAAAUGGCAGCAUUUUUCAGUACUCUCAGUGAAAAAGAAAAGCGUAAAUUAACAAAACAGUUACUGUCAGCAACAAGUGGUAAGUAUGAAAAAAAGAAAAAAGAGAAGCGAAUGAAGUCUGAGAAAAAUGGGAAAAAGAAACAUCGAAAGAAAAAAAUUGAUUUCGGUGAGCCGUCGACAUCAAAGACCGUCCAUGAUGAAAAACGGAGAAAAGUUGAAAAAGAUGGAAAACACAAAUCUCAAAUUGGUUCGGAUGGAGAAACAGAUUGGUUUGACGCAGGAGAAUUUCGAGGCACAAAACGGUCGAAAAUUCCAUCUUCAGAGUCAGUGGACAAAGUGAAGAAGACAAGACAUCGAAGUCAUUCACCUUCGCAUCAUAAGAACCACCGCCAUCAAGAUCGGUAA